Molecule: messenger RNA, 345 nt
Organism: Staurois parvus
Lineage: Eukaryota; Metazoa; Chordata; Amphibia; Anura; Ranidae
Source: the annotation of a GenBank genome assembly
CUGAUAGACGGCACUAACUGGCAUCACUGCUGGGCACUGACUGGCGGCACUGACUGGCACAACCACUGGGCACUGACUGGUGGCACUGACUGGCAGCACUGCUGGGCUGCACUGGUGGGUGGCACUGGUGGGCAGCACUGGUGGGUGGGCACAGGUGGGUGGCACUGGUGGGCACAGGUGGGCGGAACUUGCGGGUGGCACUGCUGGGCACCGAUCAUCAGGGCACUGAUCAUCAGUGCCCUGAUGAUCGGUGCCGAUCCCCGCUCUGACAACUGCCGGUUCUCGGCAGUACUUUCCUCACGAUCUGACAGCGUGAGGAAAGUGCAGCCGAGAACCGGCACUUGC